Ilyonectria robusta is the source of this 1851-nucleotide messenger RNA. RefSeq names its product heterokaryon incompatibility protein-domain-containing protein. The coding region runs from base 1 to 1851 and encodes 616 amino acids. The transcript has 2 exons. The record is from RefSeq and is a predicted model, not a curated record. Lineage: Eukaryota; Fungi; Ascomycota; Sordariomycetes; Hypocreales; Nectriaceae.
AUGGGCACCCCUCAAUAUCACUACUCGUCCCUGCCUGGACAGGGAUGGUUCCGGCUGCUCAUCAUCGAACCAGCAGAGGCCUCACAGGGCAUUUCAUGCAGGCUUGAACACCAUGAAAUAGACAGCUGUACCUCGUAUGAAGCCAUUUCAUAUACUUGGGGCGACGAGAAGUCAACAGAGUCCAUGCUCGUCAAUGGCAAACGGUUCCAUCUCCGCCCAAAUCUAUUCUCAGCUUUUCAAGUCAUGCGUAGCGCCAAAACCCCACGCACCAUUUGGGUUGACGCCAUUUGCAUCAAUCAAGACGAUAUCUCUGAAAGAAACGACCAAGUCCGGCAGAUGAACGACAUUUACUCCAAUGCCGACGUUGUCAAUGUCUGGCUUGGUGAGUCAACCGAAAGCUCAGAUAUUGGUAUCGACUUCCUGCAAAAGUUUCAUACGCUUGUCUAUCAAAACCGAAAAGGACGUAUGCCCGUUGUUGGGUCCACCCUCGAGCGUCCAGAAGAAAUUGGCAUGAGGCGUUCAGUCUAUCCUCACUCCUUCGAGUCAUACAGCGAAAUAUACGGACCCAUCCUAGCCCAUGACUCUCUUAUCUCCAGCUUAGACCACGCAGUUGCUCUUCUGUCUAGACUCUGGUGGAAAAGGAUGUGGACAUUGCAAGAAAGCGUCCUCUGUCCAAGAGUAAUAUGCUGGUGUGGUACAGAAACAUUUCCGAUUCAUUAUCUUUAUGACCUGUCAUACUUUAUAUACUUCUCUGUCAACUUCAACUGCUGGAAAGGAUCUCCAAUUGAUCCUGAAGUUUCACUGAGAGCAGUUUGGAGAGCUGCAGAUCUCAGUCAGCGUUUAAUGACCAGAACAGGCAUUCGAGUAGCUUUGGCCCUCGAUUCGACUUGGAACCGAGCCGCAUCGGAUCCAAAAGAUAAGGUCAUUGGACUUUUGGGUUUGGUAGGUCGUCGCCCUGACCUCGAACCUGAUUAUUCAUGGCCUGUUGAAAAGGUCUACAGGGUGGCUAUGCGAGCGGCGUUGGUCGAAGAUGGAGACCUUGAUUGUCUUGGAUUAAUAUCAGAAGACCGAAAAUCCAGGAACGAGAAGCUCAACUCUUGGGUUCCGGAUUUCGAUGCCCACAAUGAACCAUUCUCCGACUACAUAACCUCGUUGACGAAACCCAUCUUUUCACCACGACCUUACGACGCGUCUCUUCGAGGUUCCAUUUCGCCUUCCAUCAGCACAGAAAACGACGAUUCGAUUCUCGUAUUGAAGGGACUCGCUGUUGAUUCAGUUCAGAAAGUUGGCGAGAAAGCGCCCGGUUGGAAGGAUCAAGACCACAGCAAGUGGGCAGACACCAUGCGAUCCGUGUUGGACAGAUGGCGUUCUCUUUUGCCUGCCACUAGAUAUUAUCGAACUGGUGAGGAAUAUUAUCAAUCUUUUUGGAGGACGGUCCUCGUGGAUCUCAAGCAGGGCGAGCAUCCUAAGCCGUCAAGUGCCAUCGGGCCACAAAGACUUGAUGAUCUAGACAAACAGGAGUUGAUUCGGCUCGACACGUCUGAAGGGCUGGAAAAUCUGCUGAACACUUGGGCAGCUUGCGUCCAGAUUGAAUAUCGGCAGCUGCGUCUUAUUGAGCAAUUUAGCAGGCGAUUCUUUGUCACUACUACUGGCUAUAUUGGCCUGGGGCCGAGUGAACUCGAGUCUGACGAUGCUAUUUGUAUUCUUCUUGGCGGGGGUGUUGCGUAUGCUCUCAGGAAGAAUGGAGCUACCUGGCGCUAUAUCGGCGAAUGUUAUGUUCACGGGAUCAUGGAUGGAGAGAUCAUCAAAUCCAUGGCUGUUGAGUCAUUUAGGGAGUUUAGAAUUGUGUAG